This is a messenger RNA of Abrus precatorius (Indian licorice), 1331 nucleotides long. RefSeq names its product triosephosphate isomerase, chloroplastic-like. Lineage: Eukaryota; Viridiplantae; Streptophyta; Magnoliopsida; Fabales; Fabaceae. The coding region runs from base 160 to 1095 and encodes 311 amino acids. Gene Ontology annotation, biological process: gluconeogenesis; glycerol catabolic process; glyceraldehyde-3-phosphate biosynthetic process. Gene Ontology annotation, cellular component: cytosol. The transcript has 9 exons. Gene Ontology annotation, molecular function: triose-phosphate isomerase activity. The record is from RefSeq and is a predicted model, not a curated record.
AAUAACAAAACAGUAAAAAGUCACACUCUCACCAACAACACGAAGCACCAAACAUCAAAACCAAAGCCAAUCCAAUUUCCAAACCAUAAAAAUUUACUUGGUACCUACACGCCUCCACCAUCAUUCAUCGAAUCAUCACUGUCUUAGUUUUCUUCUUCCAUGGCAGUAACCUCAACAUCACUCGCUUCUCAACUCUCCAUUGGCCUUCGCCGUCCUUCUUUCAAUUCUCAACCACUCUCUGCCAAUCAAUCUUUCUUCCACACCCUUCAUUCCAAUCUUCGUAUAUCCCUUUCUCAUGCCAAACCCUCCCGUGCCGUCGUCGCCAUGGCUGGUUCUGGCAAGUUUUUCGUUGGUGGCAACUGGAAGUGUAAUGGAACAAAAGACUCCAUCAGUAAGCUUGUCUCUGACUUGAACAGUGCCACAUUGGAGCCUGAUGUUGAUGUUGUUGUUGCACCUCCCUUUUUGUACAUCGAUCAGGUAAAAAACUCAAUUACUGAUCGGAUUGAAAUCUCUGCCCAGAAUUCUUGGGUGGGAAAAGGUGGUGCCUUCACUGGAGAAAUCAGUGUGGAACAACUGAAAGACCUUGGAUGCAAGUGGGUUAUUCUUGGACAUUCUGAGCGAAGACAUAUUAUUGGAGAAAAUGAUGAGUUUAUAGGAAAGAAAGCUGCCUAUGCUUUGAGCCAGGGUCUUGGAGUGAUUGCAUGCAUUGGAGAAUUGUUAGAAGAAAGGGAGGCUGGGAAAACUUUUGAUGUUUGUUUUCAGCAAUUGAAGGCUUUUGCAGAUGCAGUUCCUAGUUGGGAUUAUAUUGUUAUUGCAUAUGAACCUGUCUGGGCCAUUGGAACUGGCAAAGUGGCCACACCCCAGCAAGCUCAGGAAGUACAUAUAGCUGUUCGGGGUUGGCUAGAAAAGAAUGUCUCAGCUGAAGUUGCAUCUAAAACGCGAAUUAUUUAUGGAGGAUCUGUAAAUGGGGGCAACAGUGCUGAGCUUGCAAAGCAAGAAGAUAUUGAUGGAUUUCUUGUUGGAGGUGCUUCAUUAAAGGGUCCUGAGUUUGCUACCAUUGUGAAUUCAGUCACAUCAAAGAAAGUUGCGGCUUGAUACUCAUUAUGGUUUUGGCACUAUGAGAGCAUUAUUAAGGAUAAAAAUGCCUAGUCUUAAAUGUGGCAAUAAAAUGGGUGUAUUAUAACAGUUUGGUCUUGAUCAUACUUGAUGUGAUUUCUUUGCGAUUAGUAGGAAAAGCAUUCUCUCAGUUUUCCAAAGAGUCUGUUCUUAUAGCAAUUAGAGAUACAAAGCAUGUUAACAGGCAAUAAAAGUUUCUGGGUUAUUGUUUUUCA